CCACCCAAAACCCACAAACGGCUUUCUGGUCCCACAUCAUCCACUCCGGCGCCACUUGCUUCCUAGCUAAUGGCCUCUCGUCGAGACGAACCAACUGAAACUCCCCUCGGCGCAAGUCCGUCUCUGAUACAAUACAAGUUGGGACAAAAAUGCUGAGCAGCAGGACAGUAGUGGCAGUCGCCUCAUCCUCCUCUUUCCUCCCACUCUCUCAUCCUGCUGCUGCUUCCACUUCCUCUUCCGCCUCCGCCGCCGCCGCCAGUUACCCGUUUUUGAACAGACGGCUGGCAUUCUCCCAAUGCCACACCAAUCGUGAUCGCAGCAUCAUCCCAAAGCCACAACGCAGCAGGGUUAUGGAGGGUUUCAAGACUCGGGCGGCAGCAGCGGCGCCGCAAUUGGAGGACGCCGACGCACUCAUCGACUCCGUCGAGACCUUCAUCUUCGAUUGCGAUGGGGUUAUAUGGAAAGGAGAUAAGCUGAUCGAUGGAGUACCCGAGACGCUUGAUAUGCUCCGCUCCAGGGGGAAGAGGUUAGUGUUUGUGACCAACAAUUCUACCAAGUCGAGGAAGCAGUACGGCAAGAAGUUCGAAACUUUGGGUCUCAACGUGAAUGAGGAGGAGAUUUUUGCGUCGUCGUUUGCCGCCGCUGCUUACUUGAAGUCCAUUGAUUUCCCCAAAGAUAAGAAGGUUUAUGUAAUUGGUGAGGAAGGGAUCCUGAAGGAGCUUGACAUUGCUGGAAUUCAGUACCUUGGUGGCCCGGAGGAUGGUGACAAGAAGAUUGAGCUAAAGCCAGGGUACUUUCUGGAGCAUGACAAAGAUGUUGGAGCAGUUGUGGUUGGAUUCGACCGUUAUUUCAACUACUACAAAGUCCAGUAUGGAACUCUUUGCAUAAGAGAAAACCCUGGAUGCCUCUUCAUUGCCACAAAUCGUGAUGCUGUCACUCACCUCACAGAUGCUCAGGAAUGGGCAGGUGGUGGUUCUAUGGUUGGUGCUGUUCUUGGAUCCACUAAACAGGAGCCAUUGGUUGUGGGGAAGCCAUCGACUUUUAUGAUGGAUUACUUGGCCAAAGAGUUCGGGAUUACCAAGUCGCAGAUAUGCAUGGUUGGGGACAGAUUGGACACAGACAUUCUAUUUGGACAGAAUGGUGGCUGUAAAACUCUUCUUGUACUGUCAGGUGUGACCUCAUUGUCAACGCUCCAGAGCCCCACCAACUCCAUCCAGCCAGAUUUCUACACCAACAAGCUAUCAGACUUCCUGUCUCUGAAAGCUGCAGCCGUAUGAUUGAUUGCAGCAGAGCCCUUCCUUUCCUCUCUGGCGUUGCAGAGUAAUUCGACCUUUGUAUUGUAGAUAACGAUUAUCGUUCAAACAUAGAUAGUCUUUGCCUCUGGGUUGCCUGUAUGUAUGUUAUUUUGCCUCUGGAAACUCGAAGCAAGAGGAUAAUUGUGGUUCCAUCUUGUUUGUGGUUGUUGAUUAAAAGAGCUAUUCGCCCAUGUUCAAAUGCCUGAUCACCGGAGGUGUAGCUCCAAUUCAACAAGAGCAGCCUUUUCCUUUCCAAGUAAUUGUGGCAAUGUAUCUCAUCAACUGUAUUGGUUCUUCCUCCAGUGGUCUUGUUAAGGAAGUUGUAGCAAAAAGAUGCGGUAUUGGGGGCAUUUGCCCUAUAUGUGCAAAUAAAAAUCGGGCGAAUCCUUACUCGGAGUAGAGUGCAAACCUAAAAGAAUUGAAAAACCCCAUUCAGGAACAAGAAAACGCCAUCGUGAUUUCACUCGGAUCUCGAUGAAAGACUCAAUCAAUGAGAAGCUAGUUUGAGAAGUUUAGUAAAAUUUUUUUAUGGCUAAACGGGGCAAAACUUAUU
This is a messenger RNA of Linum tenue, 1848 nucleotides long. Lineage: Eukaryota; Viridiplantae; Streptophyta; Magnoliopsida; Malpighiales; Linaceae. The record is from the annotation of a GenBank genome assembly.